Molecule: messenger RNA, 2166 nt
Organism: Myotis lucifugus (little brown bat)
Lineage: Eukaryota; Metazoa; Chordata; Mammalia; Chiroptera; Vespertilionidae
Product: cystic fibrosis transmembrane conductance regulator-like
Exons: 3
Biological process (GO): chloride transmembrane transport; bicarbonate transport
Cellular component (GO): plasma membrane; cytosol; apical plasma membrane
Molecular function (GO): ATPase-coupled transmembrane transporter activity; ATP binding; ATP hydrolysis activity
Source: RefSeq, a predicted model, not a curated record
GUUGGACUCAGAUCUGUGAUAGAGCAAUUUCCUGGGAAGCUUGAUUUUGUCCUGUUGGAUGGGGGUUUGGUCCUAAGCCAUGGCCACAAGCAGUUGAUGUGCUUGGCCAGGUCUGUUCUCAGUAAGGCGAAGAUCUUGCUGCUGGAUGAACCCAGUGCUCAUCUGGAUCCAAUAACAUAUCAAAUCAUUCGAAGAACCCUAAAACAAGCAUUUGCUAAUUGCACAGUGAUCCUCUGUGAACACAGGAUAGAAGCAAUGUUGGAAUGUCAACGAUUUUUGGUCAUAGAGGAGAACCAAGUGCGGCAGUACGACUCCAUCCAAAGACUGCUGAGCGAGAAGAGCCUCUUCCAUCAGGCCAUAAGCCCCUCGGACCGCCUGAAGCUCCUACCCCACCGGAACUCCAGCAAGCACAAGUCCCGAUCCAAAAUCACUGCUCUGCAGGAGGUGACCGAAGAAGAGGUGCAAGACACCAGGCUGUAGAAAGCAGUACCCGUGUUUGCAUGGAGCGCUCACACGUGGACUUGUAGGAGAAAGGUUUAUGCCUCAGAAAACAAGGAUGAGUAAUGGUAUUUUUUAAAAGGAGACGUUUCAGUAAGAGGAAUUAGGGACGUUUACUUCGGUCUGGAUAAGUGGCUUCCCGGCAGUGGUCUAAUUGUGUGACAGGUACUUCACAUCCUUGAAGAUUUACCACUUAGGUUUGCAGCCAGAUUUUCCUGAAAACCUUUUCCUUUCGUUAGUCAUUGGAAAGGUGGCUGUACAUGUCAGCCAGCUUAAUUGUUCCACUUAUUGUUUAGUGAAAUUCGUUGAUUUGUAUUAUUGGAGAACUGUAAUUAUACUAUUUAGACGCAGUGGUUCUCAACCUUCUGGCCCUUUAAAUACAGUUCCUCAUGUUGUGACCCAACCAUAACAUUAUUUUCAUUGCUACUUCAUAACUGUAAUGUUGCUACUGUUAUGAAUCGUAAUGUAAAUAUCUGAUAGGCAGGAUGGUCUUAGGCGACCCCUGUGAAAGGGUCGUUUGACCGCCAAAGGGGUCGCGACCCACAGGUUGAGAACCGCUGAUAGAGAGAUGAUUAACUUAAAACUUUAGUGGCUUAUAUUUCUUUUUCUCUAAUAUCUCCAAGAUGUUUAAAAACACAACUAUAUGUCUGAUCAGUAUUCAGACUGUCCCAUUUCUAAGCGAGUAUUAGAAUACUGUGAGAGUCACAAGACAGCCUGUCAACAUAUGUACUGUGCAGUACCUAGGUAUCAAUCAGGAGAGAGAACUUCUGGAAUCCUUUAAAUCAGGGUCAGUACUAUUCUUCUACCAAACAUUCAAAAAAUUCAGAUAAUAAGAAUACAUCCCUUACCUGGGAAAAGUCUGUUACAGUUCCAAGUAGGGGACAGGAUAGCUCUCUUCAUGUGGAAGUUGACAUGCCUUUCCACAGCUCUCAGAAAGUAACAAGCUGGUAAGACCUCUGAACUGAAGGAUGGCUGGAAAAAGGUUUUAAUAUAAAUUGGUGAGAAAAACACAGGCAGCUAAGCCAUGGGGCUGCAGGUAUAUGUACCAGAAAUCUGAAUGUCUGGGUAUACAUGGGGUGAUGUCAUGUGCAUUGGCAGACUACUCUAUGCACAUCAUACUGUAUAUACUGAGUGGGAGAGAUAGUGGGAGACACACUAAAGAAGAAUCAAUCACGAAUUCUAUAUGCUUCUGUUUUAUAAUUUUGUGAUGCAAAAGAAAUUUUCUCUAGGAAAUAGUAUUUAUUUUAAUAAUGUUUCAAACUCACAUAUAAAUGGCUAUAUUUUAAGAAUGAUUAUAUUAUGAAUUACAUUUGUAUAAAAAUUAUAUUUGAAAUUUUGACUUGUAAUGGCACUAGCUAUUUUUAUGAUAUAUUAUGUUAAGCCUGGGGGUGGGUAGGGGGAGGGUAAUGUUGACCAGGGGCUAUAAAUUACCUUGAAGGUGUGGAGAGAAGCAUCAGGGCUCACACAGAUGUUGCACACACCUGGAUAAUUUCCAGACAGCAUACAGGUUUCCUCUUAGGUGCAGCUUUAAAGAAAAUAGUACCACGAAAUCUGACUACUCCUAUCAAGGACACACUACUUCCAACUCCAAACUAAAGAUUGCAUUCUAUUUUUUACUGUAAGAAUAUAUCAUUUGUCAAUAAAAUUCACAUAUUUGUGUGAAACUUA